CAACUGAUUCUAUAAUCUCAUUGGAAUUGAGCAGUGCCAAAGCAUAAACCUAAGCUACCCAAAUAAAGAAAGUAGCAAGAUGUUCUUCUUCUUCUUCUCAACUUUUACUUUGUUUUUUUGCUACUUAUCCCUACCCUCACCUGGCAGAGCGCUCUCUUCUCAAAUCGCGAUUGCCCCUUUCUCCUCCAUCUCAAGUCUAUAAUAACUAUGAAAGAGCAAGAAGAUAUAGGAAUCAGUGAAAAUUUCCGGCUAUUUUCGCGCAAAACAAUCUCGCAUAAACCAAAACCCACCACUGCCGUUCCUCCAGCCGAUGACCAAAACCCCAAGCUACUGGAUAAGGAGACGGAUCCCUACCCAACUCCCGACCACAUCCCCUUUUCCGAUCUAGGCCUAGCCGAAUGGGUCGUCCAGACCUGCAAGGAGCUCGGCAUGAAGAAACCAACGCCCGUUCAACGCCACUGCAUUCCCAGAAUCCUUACUGGUCAAGACGUAUUGGGAAUUGCACAAACCGGUACUGGGAAAACGGCCGCCUUUGCCCUUCCUCUACUUCAUCUCCUCGCACAAGAUCCCUUCGGAGUGUUUGCCCUUGUUAUUACUCCCACACGAGAGUUGGCUUACCAGCUCGCCGAGCAGUUUCGCGCCCUCGGUUCCUGCUUGAACUUGAGAUGUGUGGAAGUGGUCGGGGGAAUGGAUGCUAUCAAUCAGGCCAAGACUCUAAUGCAAAGACCCCAUGUGGUUAUUGCAACCCCUGGAAGAAUCAAGACUCUUCUCCAACAGACUCCUGACAUUCCUUGCAUCUUCUCAAAAACCAAGUUCCUUGUUCUUGAUGAAGCUGAUAGAGUUUUAGACGUCGGCUUUGAAGAGGACCUGAAAGUAAUAUUUCAGUGUUUGCCGAAGAACCGCCAAACACUUCUAUUUUCUGCAACAAUGACGGGUGAAUUGCAGACUUUACUUGAGCUCUCUGCAAAUAGGGCAUAUUUCUAUGAGGCGUAUGAGGGAUUCAAUACUGUUGAGUCCCUUGCACAGAAGUAUUUAUUAACUCCAUCAAACAUCAAGGAGGUUUCUCUAUAUUGUGUUUUGUCUAAAAUGGAAGAUAUGGGCAUUCGAUCUGCCAUCGUAUUUGUUUCUACCUGCAGGACAUGUCAUUAUUUAAGUUUGUUAUUGGAAGAACUUGAUUUGGAAGCUGCUGCAUUGCACUCAUUCAUUCCUCAGUCACGGAGACUCUCUGCGCUUCAAAGAUUCAAAUCACGAAAGGUCCCUAUCCUACUUGCAACUGAUGUUGCCAGCCGUGGUUUAGACAUUCCAACAGUUGAUCUGGUGAUAAAUUAUGAUCUUCCAAGAUAUCCACGUGAUUAUGUUCAUCGUGUUGGUCGAACUGCAAGAGCAGGUAGAGGUGGGCUUGCUGCUAGUAUAGUUACAGAGUACGAUGUCAAACUAGUUCAUGAGAUAGAAGCUGUCCUUGGUAAACAGUUGGAGGAAUUUCAAUGCAAGGAGAAAGAUUCUAAUGAUAACAUCACAAAGGUUUUCAAGGCUAGACGCGUGGCAACAAUGAAGAUGACAGAUGAUGGCUUUGAGGAGAAAGCAAAAUCUAGAAAAACUCAAAAGCUUAAGAUGCUAGAAGAGAAAGAUUUGGUAAAAAACAAGAGGCGAAAAGGAGAAAGAACUGGUGUUUAUUUGACCGGAGAAGAAUGAAUAGCUUAAGCUUGUAUGAGCAUGUAGAAGCAAGAUCCAAAUGUACUAUUUGCUCAAAUCCUAAACUUUAGGCUAAUGGAUAAAUGGAAUGGCGAUAUCUUAUUCCUGAUCGUAUUUGUUAGAAAAAAUGGCACGGAUAUUAGCCAUGGACUUUUAAAAGACAAAUAUAUUGAUGUUUCUACUUUUUCCAAUA
Messenger RNA from Cuscuta epithymum, 1885 nucleotides. Lineage: Eukaryota; Viridiplantae; Streptophyta; Magnoliopsida; Solanales; Convolvulaceae. The record is from the annotation of a GenBank genome assembly.